GGUUGUGCCGGAGCGGGCGAUGGGGAGGAAUGGGGGGCCUAGGGGGCGGGUGCCUGUCUGGUGGGUGGCAGAGUUCAGCUCCCUGGAGGGCCUAGGAGGGACGUCCCGAGGAAGGGUCUUGGAGGACAGAGUGGGCGGUGACAUCAGGAGAAAGCGCCCCCGGGCUGUCUCAGGGGAUUGAAGGUUUGAGGGGGACAGCUGGUGUCUCCAAUAGAAAGUUCAGGAGCCCUGGAAAGGAGAAGGAAUAAGACAACAGGAGGAAGAGAGAGAGAGGGUAGAAUGGAAGAAUCUCACUUCAAUUCUAACCCGUACUUCUGGCCUUCUAUCCCCACAGUCUCAGGACAGAUCGAGAACACAAUGUUCAUCAACAAGAUGAAGGAUCAGCUGUUGCCAGAGAAGGGCUGUGGGCUGGCUCCACCUCACUACCCCACCUUGCUCACAGUGCCUGCCUCAGUGUCUCUGCCCUCUGGCAUCAGCAUGGACACAGAGUCCAAGUCAGAGCAACUCACCCCGCACAGCCAAGCGUCUGUCACCCAGAAUAUCACGGUGGUCCCGGUGCCGUCCACGGGACUGAUGACUGCUGGAGUCUCCUGUUCUCAGAGGUGGAGAAGAGAAGGGAGUCAAUCAAGGGGUCCUGGUCUGGUAAUCACGUCCCCCUCAGGCUCUCUUGUGACCACAGCUUCGUCAGCUCAGAGCUUCCCCAUUUCGGCUCCCAUGAUUGUCUCAGCUCUUCCCCCUGGCUCACAAGCCCUGCAGGUGGUCCCUGAUCUCUCCAAGAAGGUGGCAUCCACCCUAACCGAGGAAGGAGGUGGAGGUGGCGGUGGAGGGGGCAGUGUGGCUCCUAAGCCCCCCCGGGGCCGCAAGAAGAAGCGGAUGCUGGAGUCAGGGCUGCCUGAGAUGAGCGACCCAUACGUCCUCUCCCCGGAGGAUGAUGAUGACCAUCAGAAGGACGGCAAGACCUACAGGAGCGAAGGGAACUGCGGCACAGGAAAUGGACAGAGCCUUGGGCUCAUGGAUUCAGUUCCUGGCUCCACAACGAACUUGCUGUGUGACCCUGGGUGCCGGAUGUGCUCCCUGACAUUCUACUCAAAGUCGGAGAUGCAGAUCCACUCCAAGUCACACACCGAGACCAAGCCCCACAAGUGCCCGCACUGCUCCAAGACCUUCGCCAACAGCUCCUACCUGGCCCAGCACAUCCGUAUCCACUCAGGGGCCAAGCCCUACAGUUGUAACUUCUGUGAGAAGUCCUUCCGCCAGCUCUCCCACCUCCAGCAGCACACCCGGAUCCACUCCAAGAUGCACACGGAGACCAUCAAGCCCCACAAGUGCCCGCACUGCUCCAAGACCUUCGCCAACACUUCCUACCUGGCCCAGCACCUCCGUAUCCACUCAGGGGCCAAGCCCUACAACUGUUCCUACUGCCAGAAGGCCUUCCGCCAGCUCUCCCACCUCCAGCAGCACACACGAAUCCACACCGGUGAUAGACCAUAUAAAUGUGCACACCCAGGCUGUGAAAAAGCCUUCACGCAGCUCUCCAAUCUGCAGUCCCACAGACGGCAGCACAACAAAGAUAAACCCUUCAAGUGCCACAAUUGUCAUCGGGCGUACACGGACGCCGCCUCACUAGAGGUGCACUUGUCCACGCACACAGUGAAGCACGCCAAGGUGUACACCUGCACGAUCUGCAGUCGGGCAUACACGUCGGAAACAUACCUUAUGAAACACAUGCGCAAACACAACCCUCCUGAUCUCCAGCAACAAGUACAGGCGGCGGCGGCGGCGGCGGCAGUGGCCCAAGCCCAGGCCCAAGCUCAAGCUCAGGCUCAGGCCCAGGUCCAGGCCCAGGUCUCCCAGGCUUCGCAGCAGCAACAGCAACCACAGCCACCACACUUCCAGUCCCCUGGGGCAGCUCCCCAGGGUGGGGGCGGUGGGGAUAGCAACCCCAACCCUCCGCCCCAGUGCUCCUUUGACCUGACCCCCUAUAAGACAGCGGAGCAUCAUAAGGACAUCUGCCUCACUGUCACCACCAGCACCAUCCAGGUGGAACACCUGGCCAGCUCGUAGAGAUCCCUGCUGCUACCCAUGGGACGAGGAGAAGGAAGUUCCGGUGCCAUCUUUCUCCGAGCCCUUUUGGCGGGCAACGUCCUCUUCUUCCUGGACAAGCCUCAGCUCCUUGUGUUUGGGCCUCAGGCACAGCGCUCCUUCACAGCAGACCAUCUUUACUCUCAGCUCCUCAUCAGCAGGAACAUCAUCCUCUGACUGGCAAAGGCACACCAAGCUAACGGUGUCCAGCAGCCUCUCCCAAGCAGAGUGUUUCAAAUCGGGGGUUGGUGCUCACAGAAGGAUUCGCUGUGACCUCACGCAACUUGCUUGUAUGGGCACUUCACCUCUCCGUUCCUCCUCAUCCAGAGCUUGGGGUGAUAGAAGACUAGAAGCUCCUCCCAGACGACAGAAGGGAGCCCUCAUGCAGCCACCUCCUGUCCCGUGCCUGCCUUCAGCAGUUUCUCUGUGCCCAGCCGAGAGCCAUCCUCUCCCUGCAGUCUCGCCUCACUUCCUGUCCACUGCUGGUGGGAGGGGAUUUGGGUGGAGAUUAGAGCUCCUUUGAUGUGCUGGGGCAAGGGCCGGGUGGCUUGGGGUGGGUCUGGGCCUCCGUAGAGCCUGUCUCCCUUCUCUGCCCACCCAGUCAGUCCCUGCCUUCACUCCAGUCCCAGCUCCAAGGAGCUAUGGAGGCUGCAUUCUCUGUGAGACCCCAGGACGAGGGUGUUGUGGACAAAGGAGAGUUCAGGGCAAACACAAGGACGACGUAGCUCCCGAGGUGCCACGGUCAGAUACCGGACAUGGAUUUAUAUAUAA
Molecule: messenger RNA, 2853 nt
Organism: Fukomys damarensis (Damara mole-rat)
Lineage: Eukaryota; Metazoa; Chordata; Mammalia; Rodentia; Bathyergidae
Gene: Znf384
Product: zinc finger protein 384
Exons: 12
Coding region: 280-2064 (594 amino acids)
Biological process (GO): regulation of transcription by RNA polymerase II
Cellular component (GO): nucleus; chromosome
Molecular function (GO): DNA-binding transcription activator activity, RNA polymerase II-specific; chromatin insulator sequence binding; RNA polymerase II cis-regulatory region sequence-specific DNA binding
Source: RefSeq, a predicted model, not a curated record